CUUGGAAAGGUUCGCUUCAACGACAUCACAUGGUCCACAGUAAUGAGAAACCAUUUGUUUGUAACAUUUGUGGCAGAUGCUUCUCUCAUAACAAUAGCCUCCAACGACAUAGGAUUAGCCACACUAAUGAGAAACCGUUUGUUUGUGACACUUGUGGCAAAAGUUUCUCUGAGAAAGGCACACUUCAGCGACAUGAUAGGGUCCACACUAGCGAGAAACCAUUUGUCUGUGACAUUUGUGGAAAAGGCUUUUCACAAAAAGGCAACCUUCAACUGCACCUGAGAGUUCACACUAAUGAGAAACCAUUUGUUUGCGAAGUUUGUGGGAAGUGUUUUUCACAGAAAAAUAGACUUAAAGAUCAUCAAGGGGUCCACACUAAUGAGAAACCAUUUGUUUGUGACAUUUGUGGCAAAGGUUUCUCUGCGAAAAAGAAACUUCAGCCACAUCAGAUGGUCCACACUAAUGAAAAACCAUUUGUUUGUGACAUUUGUGGCAAAGGCUUCUCGCAAAAAGGUAACUUUCAACAGCAUCAGAGAGUUCACACUAAUGAAAAACCAUUUGCUUGUGACGUUUGUGGUAGAUGUUUUUUCGCAGCAAGGUAGUCUUCAUAGACAUCAGAGGGUCCACACUAAAGAAAAAACAUUUUGAUUACGAACAAAGUGUAACCUUCAACGAUAUUCAGAGCGUCCACAAAUGAGAAUCCGUUUGUGACAUUUGUUGUGGCAAGGGCCUCUCUACUAGGGGUAUCCUUUUGCCAUCGUGGCUUAACUUGCCGGCAUUACACAAGUCGCUUCAUGCAUGCUUUUACAGCUCCGCCGCUUUAAGCCACGAUGGCCUUGGCGAAGGGCUAUACUAGUGGAGGCCAUCAAAGGCGACUUGAGUCGUAUCACACCAGUUUAUGUAGAGGGUGGCCUUGAAAACAAGAGGGUCCAUACACAUUUCAGUUAUAUGAAACAUCAGUUAUGUACACCCGAUCCUCAAUCUCUCCCAUGGCAGUAGCCAGAGGCAGAUCAAGAAAUUUUUGCAGGGGGGGGGGGGGGGGGG
This is a messenger RNA of Patiria miniata (bat star), 1044 nucleotides long. Its product is annotated as gastrula zinc finger protein XlCGF7.1-like. Gene Ontology annotation, molecular function: RNA polymerase II cis-regulatory region sequence-specific DNA binding; DNA-binding transcription factor activity. The record is from RefSeq and is a predicted model, not a curated record. Bases 30 to 602 code for a protein of 190 amino acids. NCBI's taxonomy places the organism in Eukaryota, Metazoa, Echinodermata, Asteroidea, Valvatida, Asterinidae. The transcript has a single exon. Gene Ontology annotation, biological process: regulation of transcription by RNA polymerase II.